Molecule: messenger RNA, 2075 nt
Organism: Tachysurus vachellii
Lineage: Eukaryota; Metazoa; Chordata; Actinopteri; Siluriformes; Bagridae
Gene: shisa10.1
Product: shisa family member 10, tandem duplicate 1
Exons: 5
Coding region: 81-800 (239 amino acids)
Source: RefSeq, a predicted model, not a curated record
GGGAGACUCCUUAUAUCUCACGUUACAGUAAAGACUCAGAGAACACAGAACGUCUGAAGGGUACAGAGAAGAUAUCCAACAUGUCCUCGACCAUCAGCAUCGUCCUGGCCUUUACUGCCACUUUACUUUUCACCGCAGUUGCUGAUGACUGCGACAGUUACUACACUGCGGCUGGUAUUUACAAGAAAUCCCAGGAUUGUAAACCUUGGCAGUUCUGCUGUGGUACCUGUGAUAAUCGCUAUUGCUGCCCAGAUCCCUUCAGCAAACUUACUCUGGACUGCGAUUUUAUGGAGUACAGCAACACCAUUCCCCUUGCUGCUGGUAUAGCGAGUAUGAUCAUCUUCAUCAUACUCAUCAUCGCCUGCUGUGUUUGCCCCUGCUGUUGCUUGUACCAAAUGUGCAGAAAACCCAGACCGGUGAUGGCAACAACCACAACCACAAUAGUAAAUACACAGUAUCCUCAGCAGCAGCCUCCAAACCCUGCUACUCAGUAUCCAGCCUACCAGCCAGUUCCUGCACAGCCUGGCUACAGCGCCCAGCCCGGCUACGGAGGACAGGCCAUGCCUGCUGCCCCGUAUCAGGGUCAGCCUUAUGUCCCAGGACCUCCUCCUCCAUACCAGGAGAGCGGAGGAUAUCCCGCACCAUACAGCCAGGCUGCCUUUGAUGGUUCUCAUGCUCCGUACCCUCUCAAUCCCCUCGGGCAGCCCAGCUUCCCUCACCCACCUCCAACAACCGACUACAAUGCAGCUCAGCCUCCAUUUAACCCAGCCUACUUGGAGCAGCCCAAAACUGGAUACUAAACCACAGCUGUCUGACAUCGCACAGCCUCGGCUGGAUUACAAACGCCUACACUUCCACUUUGGCUGACGCCAGUCCUAUAUGUGCUAUAUUUAAAAUGGAAAGCCUCAAGUACAUGGCUUAAUUUCUCAUGUGAUCAAAUCGUUAUUCUCAAACAGACUAUGGCUUAAAGAUUCCUUAACCUCAAUAUACACAGCAUACCAAAGCUUUCCAUGGAUAAUUUAGCACAUAUAGAACCUAUAAAAUGACUUCAAGCCAUACUCUGUGCUUUCGUUGGUUGUCGGUGAGGAGAAAAUUGAACGUCGUCCGUAUGAGCGUGAAAGAACCAAAAACAGGUCUGAGCUUGAUAUCCAGGGGACGUACAGGCAGUGAUAAUGUGCUCUGAGCCCUUUUGACCUCAAACUUGGCUGAUGUAAUACGUAGGAGGAAACUUUAUUUUUUUUUUUAAAAUCUUUUGAAAAUGCCUUACUUAUGGUAAGUGUGGGUAGAGUGGGAUAAGUGUUGCAAAAAAUGUGAAAAAGAAAAAAAAUAAGGUGAGGUAAUAGUAUAGAAGUGUAACAUGGAACAUAAAGUGAGAUGUAAUUACACUGAUUUACAAUUCGCAUUCAUAACCCCAAAGGUUUAAUUCUCCGUGACACCCGGAUAUUUUGGUGAACUUGUACACACAUGUAUAAAGCUAGGUCUGUUAUUCAUUUUCCUUUCAGUGUUCAUUUGUUUAGAUUUAUUUGUAUAACCAAGGAUCAAGAAUAUGCCUUAUUUUUCAUGUUAUGCAGUCAUAAUGGAGAUAAAUAUGUUAACCAGCAGGUUUGACUUAAAGGGUCAUAUCCAAUGUCAAUUUGAAAAAGGUUGUUUACUGUUUGUUCGUUCUUUCAUAUAUUUUUAAAUGUUUUUCAUGGCAUCUUUUUCAUGGCAACAAAUGACGUACAAUUUAGGAACAGACUUUUGUGGGUGGUAAUGUGUUUUCAUUUCACUCAGCCCGAUUAUUUAUCAAGGCACGCAGCUCAGGUCACAGCUUAUCAGGAAAGAAGCUUACAGUUGCACAAAAAGCUUGUUGCAAGUUGUGUAAACAGGAAAGAGCUGUACAACUUUGAUUUUUAAUUUGUUGACAUCGUAUUUAAAGCCCCAGAUAGAAUUGCCUGUUUUUUCAGCUAUUGUUUCUUUUCUCUCCAUUAUGUUUUUGUUGUAUUGCUGAUGUUUGGCUUUAGCUAAAUGUAAAAUAUUUCUAUUCAGAGCAUUGCCAAAUUUCCAAAAACAAAUUAAACAUUUAUGUGCUUGAA